AUGUAAACAUGGGGGAUGGGAGAAUCCUCUCCAACAGGAAACUACACACUUGCUUCUCCAUUAAACUGGAGGCAGAGUGGCUCAGAAUCAGGAAACCAGACUCCUUGUUUUAAGCAGAAGUUUUUUUUAAAAAGCAAAAUGAAAAAUAUUUGGUAUCUCUGGAUCUCCAGCAUCCUCCUGCCUUGGUCUGCAGUAUCUGGACAUCCUUGUAACAUUGAUAAAAUGGGACAGGCUGCCUGCAGUGGAAAGAGCCUUCUCCAUCCUCCCAAAUUUCUUCCCAUGCACAUUACCAUUCUAGAUCUAUCUUUCAAUUCUCUGACAAUGCCCAAGCAUGGACCUUUUCUGAGAAGCUUUCCUUCCUUACAUUCCCUAAAUCUUUCCAGCAACAGCAUUCCUACUCUUUCCUCCUCUCUGUUCUGUAACCUUGGUGCUCUUCGCCUUUUGGAUCUAAGCAGCUGUGGCAUUUCAUAUGUGCAUCGAAGGAGCUUCCGAGGUUUGAAAAGCCUUCACUCUCUACAUCUGAACAACAACAAACUUCAAUCUCUGGACCUCUCCAUUUUUCCUGCCUCUGGAAUCCUUGUCCAUCUGGAUCUGCAAAACAAUGAACUGCCCUGUGGACAUGAACUUGUGCAAUUAAAUGUGCAAAGAAUCCAUCAUAUCAAACUUCAGGGGAACAUUUCAGUGUGCAAUGAUUCCCUAACACCUUUCCAACAAGCAGUGCCAGAAAAAGAACUCCAGAUUCAAGAAAUCAGACCUUCAGAUUAUGAGACUGUGAGCCACAGAAGAAAACUUCAGUUCCUUCAUAUUGUGUCUACGAAGAACCCAUCAUCACUAGAAAAUGCUACAGCAGCUAUUACCACCCCUUCUACUCAAACAGCUGGGAAAAACUGGAUUUACUUUGCUGGUUUUGUGCUUUUGGCUAUCACCAUCUCUCUCCUGAUUGCAUUGAUUGUCAAAUGCAAAUUGCUCCAGAAAAAGCAUGCCAGCUAUCAUCAUCAACGGUUGCCCGAUUCUCGCUCCAUUGGAAGCAGCCAUAUUGAGGAAAGAGACAUGGACAUGACGUAUGGGAGGAACCAACCAGCUUCUGAGUGCUAUCCGGAGGAUGAUGAUGGUUUUAUAGAAGAUAACUAUAUUGUGCCCAAUCAAGACUUGAAGGAGGAAGAGGAGGAUCUGGAGUUGGAACCUCAUUUCAAAAUUGGAAUAUCCUUUUAGGAACAGAGUUCAGUUUGUUAUAUGCUCCAGUUUGUUCAUAGGGCCUAUUUCAUUUUAGAGGUUCCUGAUACUUUCAUUAUAAUGAGCCCAAAGGCAAAUUUGACUCUGGGCAAAAAGGUCAGCUGCAUGCCUGCAGUGGUUAGAGCUUAGUAUGUUUUCCUGAACAUUAGUCGAGUGGAAGUCUGAGUUCUCUCUUACACACUCAAUCCUUUCUCUUGCUUGCGCACAUACACCCAGACAGACGCAUACUUGGUUCCUUCGUAUGUACUUGUUUUUCUUGUAUACAUACAUCAACCACAAUUUUUCAGAGCUUACAUUAGAACUGGUGGAGGUUUUGAAAGAGACUGUUUGGAGCAUAGGAAAUGAUGUUUCAAAUGAACGGCGGCAUUUGACAAGAGCAGUUUGUCAUUCAUGACCUUCCCUAAAACCCCACCUGUGCCUUAACAGCAACUGGUCGUUUUUUUAAAGCUUGAUUGCUAUGUGGGUUAAGGAAAAACUAUUUCCAAGCAGCUGGUGGGAAGGACUUUGCCCCUGGGCUGCAUUAACCAUCUUCCAUAAAUGCUAUGCAUCUCAAUGAAGAAGUUUUCCCAACUUAUCACAGCUAGUGAGUGCUACCUGUGGGUGUGGGAAGCGUAAAUGAUUGCCACAAGAUAAUACCAAAAAACCAGAUCUAAACUGAUGUUGCAAUAUUAACAAAAAUUUGAGAUUCUCCUUUUUCCUGAAAACUCACUGAUUUAUUAGAAGGAAUUUGUAGCAAGUGCCUCAUUGCUGUUACUAAGCCUUUUUUAUAGUAGUUAUUUACAGCAUAAUUGGGACAUUCUGACAACUACAGUUUUACUUUUGUCCCUAUGAUGCUGGCCAUGCUUUCUAUUAAGAACAAUAAUUAUACUAUCUGUCCUGGUGUUGUCUAUAUAGGUCCUCAACUUACAACCAUUCAUUUAGUGAGCAUUCAAAAUUACAAUGGCACUGAACAAAAAUGAUUUACGUUCCUCACGUUUUGGUUGCAAUCUCUCAGGGUCAUGUGAUCUCCAUCAGCAACCUUUCUCAGCCAGCUUUCGCCAAGUCAAGUCAGCUAUGCUAACAAUUACUACUACAAUAACCUCAGUGUUAUUGCUUGUCAAUAUACAGAAACAAGCAAAAUUCCCCUGGUUGCCACUGUUGGUCACAUUUUAGAAUACUGUAGUAGACAUUAAACAACAAAGAGACUGAUGCAACU
Messenger RNA from Notechis scutatus (mainland tiger snake), 2428 nucleotides. It is a transcript of the gene C3H1orf210, whose product is annotated as chromosome 3 C1orf210 homolog. Gene Ontology annotation, molecular function: protein binding. The record is from RefSeq and is a predicted model, not a curated record. NCBI's taxonomy places the organism in Eukaryota, Metazoa, Chordata, Lepidosauria, Squamata, Elapidae.